Messenger RNA from Miscanthus lutarioriparius, 585 nucleotides. NCBI's taxonomy places the organism in Eukaryota, Viridiplantae, Streptophyta, Magnoliopsida, Poales, Poaceae. The record is from the annotation of a GenBank genome assembly.
AUGUUGCGAUGCCGCAACACCCUUGUGGGAGACACUCUCUACUUCCACCGCACCUUGAAGUAUGCCUUGGAGUACCAGCUUGGUGCACAGCGCUUGUCUAUCAUCGAAAGGCCUCCACCGCCGGUGUCCCGAAGGGCCAUUUGGGUGAUUCCCAUGGGGGACAGUGGGCUGGGAUGCAUGGACAUCGAGGAGGACGAAUCAAGCCUCCAUCUACAACUAUGGUCAAGGGAAGCAGCUUCAGACAGUGAUGAAGUUGCACGAUGGACAAGGGGCAGGGCCAUAGAUCUUGAGGAACUGCUACCUGAUGGUGCCCUACCAUCUCCACGGUGGACGUCUUUUCCCCGCAGGUUACCGAGUGUACGAUUGCUUGGCUUUGCGGAGGGCACCGAUGUCAUCUUUGUGGGCACACGGGCUCGUAACCACCCCAACCCUCAUGCUGUCUAUAUGGUCCAACUCAAUUCAGGGAGGGCCAGGAAGGUGCUUGACCAAUGCACUUUCGUCAUUCCGUAUACAAGCUUCUGCAUUCCAGUAACUGAUGCCUCUUCUACAACUGAGGGGCCAGGAGAUAAUGCUUUAGGUGCAUGA